CUCUCCCUCCCUCUUCCUCUCUCGUCGGCUCAUUCAGACAUAUUCAUCCGAUCGUCUAGGGUUUUCUCUGUAAGCAACAAGGGGGUCAGAGUCCAAGCGGAAAUCAUGCCGGACUUGGGCAACAAUCCACCCCUCUCCUCGCCUCUUGCGGUCGCUUACGGCGGCUCGGACUUCAAAUCGGCCCCUCCUCGAGCCUCCGUCGCGGCCCCUCCUCGAGCCUCCGUCGAGGCCCCUCUCCCAAGCUCACCGAAAUCCCUAGGCGGAGCCCCCGGCUGCGAGCCAGCGCGGGAAAAGAACCUGCAUCUGCAGAACGGAGGCGCUGCGCCGAGGAGGAACGGGGCGAGGACGCUGGAGGAUUAUGUGGGGGACUGGGCCGAGCGGAAGAUGGGGUCGGGCGAGGCACGGUCCGGGUGCUUCCUUCCGUUCCUCGUUGGCGCCAAGAGAAUGGCCAAAUGCGUCAUUUGCCAUCAUUUUAUAUGCCCUGAUGAGGAGUUGCAGUGUGUAGUUCGUGGUUGUAAUGGGACCUAUCACUCGUCAUGUGCCAAGGAAAGGCUUGGGAUAUCCAAUUUGAAGAGUUUCAAGUGUCCACAGCAUGCAUGCUUCAUCUGCAAACAGAGACCACCACACUGGCGAUGUGUGCUGUGCACAAUAGCCUCGCAUUAUAAGUGUGCAGCAUGGCCAGAAAAGGUGAUGCAUUUGAAGAAUGCACCAGGGCGAGCUGUCUGUUGGAGGCAUCUGACUAAUUCACGUUUACUGGUCGGGUUGGCUGACAGGAUUACAUAUUUGAUGAAUGAGCAGCAUGCUGUUUCGACAUCAGACAUAGAGGAAAUUUUCAGUCACUUGCCUACUCCUUACGACGAAGAGGAGUUUAAGUUUGACAUAACAAUGAAAGACAUGAUUGAAAAUAAGAUGGAGCCACCUCCAUACGUGCACAUCAGGCGAAAUAUUUAUCUAACCAGGAAGAAGCGUGAUGAUGUUGGAGAUGGUAUUGGAUGCUCAAGUUGCAGUUCCAUGUGCUCUGAUAAUUGUGUGUGCAGAGUCCAAUGCAUAAGCUGCUCAAAGGCUUGUCGUUGCCCAGAAAAUUGCAACAACAGGCCAUUUCGGAAGGACAAGAAGAUAAAGAUCGUUAAGACAGAAUUAUGUGGUUGGGGAGUAGAGGCAGCUGAAUCCAUAAAUAAAGGGGAAUUUAUCGUUGAAUAUAUCGGAGAAGUUAUCGAUGAUGCUCAAUGUGAAAAAAGGCUUUGGGAUAUGAAAUUCGGAGGCAUGAAGAAUUUCUACAUGUGUGAGGUACGAAAGGACUUCACAAUUGAUGCAACAUUCAAGGGAAAUGCAUCUCGCUUUCUUAACCACAGCUGCGAUCCUAACUGUUUCCUGGAAAAGUGGCAAGUUGAGGGGGAAACAAGGGUGGGUGUUUUUGCGGCUCGAUCAAUAAAAGUUGGUGAGCCGCUAACAUAUGAUUACAGAUUUGUACAAUUUGGUCCCGAGGUGGAGUGCCACUGUGGAUCUCAAAACUGCCAAGGAUAUCUGGGAACCAAAAAGAAGAUUGCCAAGUUAGAGGUUUGCUGGGGUUCGAAACGCAGAAGAACAACGGCUGCUUGUGUAGCCAUUUUAACUUUGUGAUGUACCACAACAUCAAUGUUGUACAUUCUUUACGAUGAACAGAA
Messenger RNA from Rhodamnia argentea, 1664 nucleotides. RefSeq names its product histone-lysine N-methyltransferase ASHR3-like. Gene Ontology annotation, cellular component: chromatin; nucleus. Gene Ontology annotation, molecular function: histone H3K36 methyltransferase activity; protein binding. The record is from RefSeq and is a predicted model, not a curated record. NCBI's taxonomy places the organism in Eukaryota, Viridiplantae, Streptophyta, Magnoliopsida, Myrtales, Myrtaceae. Gene Ontology annotation, biological process: regulation of DNA-templated transcription. Bases 106 to 1620 code for a protein of 504 amino acids. The transcript has 11 exons.